This is a messenger RNA of Eimeria tenella, 858 nucleotides long. Its product is annotated as Malonyl-CoA:acyl carrier protein transacylase. The record is from RefSeq and is a predicted model, not a curated record. Gene Ontology annotation, molecular function: transferase activity. The transcript is spliced from 4 exons. The coding region runs from base 1 to 858 and encodes 285 amino acids. Lineage: Eukaryota; Apicomplexa; Conoidasida; Eucoccidiorida; Eimeriidae.
AUGGGGGUGGAGUGCGCGCGUCGAGACGCAGCAGCACGUUUGCUGUUCGAAGAAGCUUCUUCAAUUUUGAAUUUCGAUUUAUUUAAUUUGCUGCUGAAGGGCCCUCAAGAAAAACUCAACGAGACCCAAAUUGCGCAGCCCGCGCUGCUCACGGCCUCCGUGGCCCUCUUCACCAGCUGGAAACGCGCACACAACGUGGAGAUAGACUGCUGCGCGGGGCUUUCCCUGGGGGAGUACUCGGCGCUUUGCUGCAGCGGGGUUUUGUCUUUUGCUGCUGCUGUUGAGCUGACAGCAAAAAGGGGAGCUUUGAUGCAGCAAGCAGCAGCAGCAAACCCUGGGGAAAUGUACGCCAUUCUGGGCCUCAGCCAGCAGCAAACCGAGGCCGUCUGUGCUGCUGCUGCUGCUGCUGCCCGCAGCAGCAGCAGAAAAGAAGGAGGUGUGUACUGUGGGGUGGCGAACUACUUGUGUCCGGGGAACUACGCCGUGUCUGUGUCGCGGUCUGCUGCUGCUGCGCUGCAGCAAGCAGCAGCAGCAGCAGCAGCAAAACGCUGCGUGCGGCUGCAGGUCUCCGGGGCCUUCCACUCCCCACUCAUGGCUCCUGCUGCAGCAGGACUAGCAGCAGCAAUUGCUGCUGCUGAUUUCCAAACCCCACAAACCCCCGUGCUGCUGAAUGUGGACGCGCAGAUCCACACAAACCCCCAAGUCAUCAAGCAAAAGCUCAUUCAGCAGUGGCAACAGUCGAUGGAGCUGCUGGGGCGUUUGGGAAUGGAGGAAAGUUUCGAGUUUGGCCCUGGAGGAAUUCUCUCCAAACUCAACAGCAAAAUCAACCCCCACGUCCGCACCGUCAGAGUCGAGUGA